AUGAUUUACGACCCCGAACCGCUGGAGCUACCAGCUUCCUACGAAAAACUUCCUACGACCGGCCAUGUCGUCGUCUCGCACCAUCCACCGGGCUCUCCGACUGUGACGCCCGUCGUGGUGGUGACACUGAACCGACCCGCUAACCACAAUGCCUUCACUGGACAGAUGGUCUUGGACUUCGAGAAGCUUUUCCCCUUGUUUGAUGUGGAUGAGCGUGUCAAGGUCGUCGUGUUGACCGGCGCGGGCAAGAACUUUUGUGCUGGUGCUGACCUGGACAUUGGCUUUCGCAGCCACAUCGACAAGCAGGCUUCGGAUCACCGUGAUGGGGGAGGACGCGUUGCCCUUGCUAUCCACCGCUGCCGCAAGCCAACCAUCGCAGCCAUGCAAGGCUCUGCUGUGGGUGUAGGUAUGACGAUGACUCUUCCUGCUGUCAUUCGGGUCGCGUACGAAAAGGGUAAAUACGGCUUCGUCUUCGGACGUCGCGGUAUUGUCUUGGAGUCCUGUUCCUCCUACUUCCUGCCUCGGCUAGUCGGUUUUUCCAACGCGAACUAUCUUGUCGGUACCGGAGGCGUGUUCCCGCCUACUUCCAAGCAUUUCGGCGAUCUGUUCAACGAGAUCAUCCCUGAUGCAUCCAAGGUUUUGCCUCGAGCCCUCGAGCUUGCCACCGAGAUUGCUGAGAAUGUCAGUCCGACCUCCUCAUAUCUCAACCGAGCACUCAUGUGGCGAAACCCCGGCACCGCGGAGGAGGCACAUCUUUUGGAAUCGAAGAUCAUCUACCACUCAUUCAAAUCUGAGGACCAAACGGAAGGUGUCAAGGCUUUCUUCGAGAAGCGCAAGCCUAAUUUUCGUGCCAAUCUCGAUAACAAUCCUCCUGCCGGUGUGCCCUGGUGGACAGAGGUCGACACCGGCCGCAAUCCCAAGGUCAAGGCGUCCUCCAAGCUGUAG
Molecule: messenger RNA, 945 nt
Organism: Penicillium argentinense
Lineage: Eukaryota; Fungi; Ascomycota; Eurotiomycetes; Eurotiales; Aspergillaceae
Product: enoyl-CoA hydratase/isomerase family protein
Exons: 4
Coding region: 1-945 (314 amino acids)
Source: RefSeq, a predicted model, not a curated record